AUGGCUCCUGGCCGGGCGGAAAUGGACAAGGUGCAUCCGGAACUGGAGAAGCUCUUCGCGAAGACAGGCCCUCCUCCACCACUCCCAGUCCCGACUCGAGAGACGGUCGGCCGCUUCCGAACAGCGUUCAACAGAGGCCGUCAACGAUACAACUCAUCCGCCUUCGUCAAGUCGACACUGCCGAGCCCGCCGACAUGGAAAGAGCAUGAUAUACAGAUUCCAGUCAGAGACGGCACCACAAUCCCAACGCGGAUCUACACUCCUCCAAAUCCCCGCCCAGCAGCCGUCGUCUUCUUCCACGGCGGCGGCUGGUUCAUGGGCGACCUCGAGACCGAAGCUCACGACUGCCAACUGCUCUGCGCCCGACUAGGCGUCGCCGUUUUCAACGUCGCCUAUCGCCUGUAUCCCGAUGUCGCCUUUCCCGUGCCCAUCUACGAUGCCUACGAUGCCGUCAAGUACAUCGCCGCCGAGUACUCCUCCACCCUCAACCUCGAUCGCGGAUUCAUAGUCGCAGGCAGUUCUGGCGGCGCCACAUUCGCGAGCAUUGUCUGCCACUUUGCAAGAGACGAAGGCCUGAAGCCCGCUUUGACAGGCUGCCAUGUUACCUGUCCGAUCUUCACCGACGAAGUCCCCGGUCCCAACGGCGAGAUCACACGCAUCUUCGGCCCCGAACGAUACGCCAGUCAAGAUACGCACGCCAACGGCAUGCUACAAAAUCGUAAGAUGAAGGAGGCCAUCCUCAAACUGUCCACCUUUCCGUUAGGAAAGUCACAGCUGCUCUCACCACUCCACGCCGAGAACCAUGCGAAUCUGCCGCCAGCGUAUGUGCAGGUCUGCGGACUUGACCCGUGGCGGGAUGGAGGUAUCAUAUAUGCGGAAGAGCUGGAGAAGGAGGGCGUAAGGACGAAGGUGGAGGUGUUCAGUGGGCUGCCCCAUGUCUGGUGGACGGUGUUUCCGAUGCUGAAGAUAUCAAGAGUGCGGUUCGAAGAGAUGGUCAAGGGUAUGGACUGGUUGUUGAGAUCAAACACGGCCGCGAAAGAGAAGUUGUAG
Molecule: messenger RNA, 1050 nt
Organism: Cyphellophora attinorum
Lineage: Eukaryota; Fungi; Ascomycota; Eurotiomycetes; Chaetothyriales; Cyphellophoraceae
Product: AB hydrolase superfamily protein B1A11.02
Exons: 2
Coding region: 1-1050 (349 amino acids)
Molecular function (GO): hydrolase activity
Source: RefSeq, a predicted model, not a curated record